Messenger RNA from Megalopta genalis, 3589 nucleotides. RefSeq lists its product as uncharacterized. The record is from RefSeq and is a predicted model, not a curated record. Lineage: Eukaryota; Metazoa; Arthropoda; Insecta; Hymenoptera; Halictidae.
UUUCUAGCUGUGGCCAGUGACAAGCGCGCCGUCCUCGCAAACGUGUCGUCCUCUUUCCUUUGGUUACAAUUAAUUUCUGCGGCAGCGAUGUGUCCGUCCGUUGUCCAUCGAUAGCCACCGACGGUACCGGUGACCAGGUCGGGUAAUCCAGCACCCGCCGCGAAUCGACCACAGUGAACAAUGACAGUGUUGUACUGACAGCCUGGGCGAAUUGCCUCGAGACAUCGUCGUUUAUCAGAGGUGUGUUUCACCGAUAGUGAGGCUUCGAACAGUGCCCGAAGGAAAAUGUCGAGGCGCAAGGGGACCGAUAGCUGGUCCAUAAGAACGAUACCCACUUGUCUCGUUCUCAGCUGCUGCUUCCUUGCGGUCGGCUGUCAACAAGGAACGGCCGAGUCCUGGUCGAGCAACCGAUUUUCACGGUUAAUACCGACGAAUUCGGUGUACGAGCAGCUAGAGAAAAAUGUCUCGCCGACCGGUAAGCCGGCGGAACCGUUUUCACGCUCCUUGGACGAGAACAACGUCAUGGAGACGUCGAAGACGAACGGGAAGGACAACGUGCACGAGGAGGUAGAGGAGGAAGUGGUCUACGAGGACGAUUACGAGACUGAAUCGGAGUCGAAAACGGAUCCCGAACAAUCGAAAAAUCCCGAGGGAAUCAGCGACACGGCGACGCGUGAACGAUCAUCCGCUGAUCUGUCUUCGAGAACGAACGGCUCGCCGAGGGACGAGGAUUACGUUGAAGAUCCGUCGACGAGUCAAUACGAUGCCUAUUAUUAUUAUGAGGAUUACGAGAACAAUAAUAAAUCACGAUACGACGCUGUCGUGAACGCCGACCACCUCGAUUAUCCGGACGUCGAGGAGGAAGAAAAGGAAGAAGCGGAAGAGAAGAGGAUAGGAGGAACGGCGAGGAAGACGGCUAAACGCGUUUCAUCGGAGAUCGGCGAAAAGAAAGAGGAAGAAGAAGAAGAAGAGCGAGAUGACGAAGAAAAAGACGAACUUCGUUCGUCGAAAAACGGAACCAGCGCUUCCUCGGACCUCCUCGAGGAGAAAGACUUGGACACGCUGGUCACCCUAACGAACGCCGAGGAGGGUUCGUCGAUGGAGGGGAGCCGCAAAAGUUUCUCGAUCCUCGGACCGCCGGGUGCAGAAACGAACUUGUCAGCCAGCGACAGCUCGAUUCUGAUCGGCGAGGCGGUGGUGUCGGUGGUGACGACGAAAAGCGUGGUGAACGGAACGAUAUCCGUCCCGACGACAUCCGCGCCGACCACGGUGGAGCAGAUGGCCGCGCCGCCGUCCCCUUCAACGAUUCUGACAACGAGGGCAACGACGGAACAGCCGGGAGUGACCGUCACGACGGAGGACUCGUCCAGGAUCCUGGCGUCCGUGCAAACGAGUCGCAGCAUUUCCGGCGCACGGUUCCUACCGUUUCCCGUGAUAGAUCGCGUGGAGCCCAUCGUCCCCAACAGCGAGAAGAAGACCUCCCCGCCCUCGGAGUCCACGGAGAGCAUCAUCGACAAGUUGGACAGGGUGCAAUCCGAAUUAUCCAGCGGUAUUCUCGUCAGCGACCUCAGGGCGACCGGCAAUUCCCUGCAACUGGACGUCCUCGCCGACAGAGAAAAGAACAGACGAAGGUUCACUACCACUACAAAGACACCGGUGAUCAGUAAAUUCGUGCCGAGACGCUAUAAUGACAAGAGGACCGACCAUGGGAACGUCACGCCGGAACCGCGGUUCAAAACCACGCUGGACAGUCUGGAAGGUCUUCUACCGCGAGAUUAUGUCGUCAGGAAUCCUGGCAGCACCACCGCGCCCUUGAAGAUUGGAUUCAGGUGGCCCUCGAAGAGCACAACGACGUCCGAGGCAACGAUUCAACUGGCAACUACCACAACUACUACCUCCGCACCGACCACGAAAAGGCUGAAGACCAACGUGGUAGCGCAAGAUAUCAACGCGUUUUUGCCAGCAGGUUACAAACUGAAGAAAGAAGACUCCACCGUCACCGAGAGCACCCUUUUAACCGACAUCCUUGCAAAAUCGAAACUCGACAUCUCGUCGUUAUUACCGCCGGAUUAUAACAAGAAGAAGGUCGAGGCAAGCUCGACCGCGAGGAGCAUAAUUACCACGACGGCCACGAAGAAACCCGUGGACGUCUCGACAGAGAAAUCGUCCGCGGAGAAAACUAUACAAGAUUUAUUCGCGAAAUCGCAAUUCGAUAUUUCGUCUUUGCUGCCGCGUGAUUACGAACAAAAGCAUAAGAAUCUCACCGCGAGCUCGAAGGACGGCGAAGAACACGCUGUACAGACUGCGGAGGCCGAGUCAUCCACAAUGGAAUCUGCUUCCUCCACGACCGCAAAAUCUGGUGGUUUGAAAAUUGUGUUUCCCAGCAGACCAGGAGGCCGAAAGCCUAUUCACAAAAUUACUACGCCGCAAACGCCUCGUGGCGACGCGCCGGGCGCAGUUACACUGAAAAUACAGAGAGGAUGGCCGACUAGAGCUACUACAGAAUUUACUGGUUGGCCGACUCCAUCGACAACGCCGAUCUCUAUAGAAAAAUUGCUGGAAGCUGCCCGAACGGCGACCAUAUCUUCGCUGAAUGCGUCGCUUAUACCAAUCACCGAAGUAACAUCGAGUACUUCGACAACGACUACAACAACCACAACACCUAGACCCACUACUCCGGGAAUCUGUGAACAAGAUUGCGAAGUUGCUGGCACGAUUAAGAUAAUUGGUAACGCAACCUGGGUACCAGAAUUACUUGACCGAAACACUCAAGAAUGGCAGAAACUGGCCAACGAGAUCGAGCAAGAGAUGAACUUCAUAUUUUCCAAAUCUUCUGUUCUGACAAAAUGGUACAAAAAAGUGAAGAUCGAUUCAUUCAGCAAAGGAAGUAUACUGGUAGACUAUUUUAUCGAAUUAACUAACUUGGAGCAAAAAAUCAACACGCAAGAGUUGAAAACCGUAUUCCACAAUUCAUUAUAUACAUACAACACAAACAGAUGGAAUGAUACGAAAAUGAAGGACACGAUAAAAUUAGGAUCAUUUAUUAUUGAUCCAAAAUAUACGGACUUCGUUGUAAUACCAAAAGCUACUACUCCCCAGUACAUUGAAAAAGAUGACAAAUUGAUACCACAGUGGGCAAUUGCUGUAAUUGUAAUUGGAGUUGGUGGACUACUCUUUAUCAUCAUAUUUGGCGUUUCUGUUCUUCUAAAUCGCCAUGGUUCAAAAUUAAAGCCAUCAGUGUCUGCAAUUUACGAUGAAGAAGUAUCGAAAAAUAUAACUCAGAGAUCCACUGAUUAUUCAAAACCUGUGCACACCAUAUGGACGGAUCCUGACGUGUCAUGGAAUGAGAAAUCUUUCGAAUCAACUUCCAAUAAGGUACUCGUCGAAAAAUCAUUUCAAGACAAUAAAAAAUACAACAUGUACGAUAGUUGGCGGUCGGAAUGGAAUGGCUAUUAUUACAAUGGAUCCCACGUCAGCAGCAAAUAUGAUGGCUACGACAGCACAACAAAUUUAUCGAGUCGACAUCAUCCCGAUUAUGAUACGAAUUUCUAAAUUUUAUUGUAAUAAAGUACAUUUUCGAUCCAUUCUA